GGGGAAAAGCGCCGCCCUUUCCUUUGGGCCGAGAAGCCGGUUCUUUCCUUUGAGCCGCCAUUAACGCCGCUGCUUUUACAGGAUGAAGAUCUGGAGCUCGGAGCACGAGUUUGGGCAUACAUGGGAUACUGUAAUAAAAGCUGCCAUGAGAAAAUAUCCCAAUCCUAUGAACCCAUCAGUGGUAGGAGUUGAUGUCUUGGACCGAAGCCUUGACAAUCAAGGAAGGUUGCACAGUCACCGGCUACUUAGCACUGAAUGGGGCCUACCAAGUAUUGUAAAAGCGAUUCUGGGAACAAGUAGAACUAUGACAUACAUUAAAGAACAUUCUGUAGUUGAUCCGGUGGAAAAGAAAAUGGUACUGAGCUCCACAAAUAUAACACUUACAAAUCUUAUAUCAGUUGAUGAAAGGUUGGUAUAUACGCCACACCCUGAAAACCCUGAAAAGACUUUGUUAACUCAAGAAGCAAUUAUUACAGUAAAAGGUGUUAGCCUCAGUAGUUACUUGGAAACUUUAAUGGCAAGCACAAUAUCUUCUAACGCUAGAAAGGGGUGGGAUGCUAUUGAGUGGACAAUUCAACAUUCUGACAGUGUUCUAAGAUAGCAGUCUCUUUCUACAGCUGCAUUUUGUACUAAUUAGUGGGUCGAGAAGCCUUAGAAUGGGUGAUUGGCGAACUAACAUCGACGCGAGAGAGCAUGAAGUCCGCAAUGGCAGCAGCUUCAGCGGAGGACUGAUGGAAAUGUGA
This is a messenger RNA of Lacerta agilis (Sand lizard), 743 nucleotides long. It is a transcript of the gene PRELID3A, whose product is annotated as PRELI domain containing 3A. Bases 83 to 601 code for a protein of 172 amino acids. Gene Ontology annotation, molecular function: phosphatidic acid transfer activity. The record is from RefSeq and is a predicted model, not a curated record. Gene Ontology annotation, biological process: phospholipid transport. Gene Ontology annotation, cellular component: mitochondrial intermembrane space. Lineage: Eukaryota; Metazoa; Chordata; Lepidosauria; Squamata; Lacertidae. The transcript has 7 exons.